Lodderomyces elongisporus is the source of this 1236-nucleotide messenger RNA. RefSeq lists its product as uncharacterized. The transcript has a single exon. Bases 1 to 1236 code for a protein of 411 amino acids. NCBI's taxonomy places the organism in Eukaryota, Fungi, Ascomycota, Pichiomycetes, Serinales, Debaryomycetaceae. The record is from RefSeq and is a predicted model, not a curated record.
AUGGCAAAUUCAAAUGCAUUGGCAGUAGGAUUAGCUGUGGGUAUCCCAUCAGCACUCAUCAUCGGUGUAGUGCUAAUAUUCUGGUACAAGAACCAACGCAAAUUGCGCAAAGAAGACUUGGACGACAAUUUCAUUGAAAGGGAGUUGCAAGAUGAUCACAGCUUCAAAAUGUUCCAAGACGAACUACACACUACAUAUGACCAAAAGAAAGGGCCAGAGCUGGUUGACAUCCAAUUAAAAGAGCAGGCUGUUUCCGACACCUCGAAUGGUAGUUCAGAAAGCGGAUUGGAAAACGAAUUGCAACAUCAACAGCAACCCGAAGGCUCCGCUCAUCCAUAUGCUCAACAUUUGAAACUACACCAAGCAGCAAGACAACUGCCGUUUGAACAACAACAACAACAACAACCACUGAGACAACCUACUCAAUACUACCAACAACAACAACACCAGCAACAACAACAACAACAACAACAACUUCCACCCCAUCAAAGACAAAUCUCUUCAUACGAUUUUUACAACACCUUCAUUCCAACAUUUACAUCGGAUAAUAACAACUCAUAUGCCUCUUCAACACUACCACCACCAACAGCACCAACAGCACCAACACAAGUUGCCAACGAUGGUACAUACUCUAGCUCAUCGCGCGCACAUUCAUCCUCUGAUUUGGCAAAAGGUGUUGCCAACAUCUUUAGCAGCAAAAAUAGACUGAACUCAGUCAACAACACCAAUAAUAAUAACAGCACAAAUAAUGUGCACAAUUUAUCAGACAGCACAGCAUCUUCAAUCUUACUUUCAAGCAAUAAUAACAAUAGCAAUAACAAUAACAAUAACAAUAACAAUAGCAAUAACUCCAACAGCAACAAUGUCUCACAACCUAUCCACUCGAGGUCAACAUCAAACGACUUGGACACGUUGGCCAAACAAUUGAAUAACUCGGCCUUUUUUGAAAAGUUACCAAGUAAAGCAGCAGCAGCAGCAGGUAACGUUAACAUCAAACCACGGUACCCUUCAGUAUCUAAUACUAUGAAAAAUAACUCCAGUUCCGACUUGAUCAAUAACCACUUGGUUGGUGAGGACUCGGCAAUCAAUGACCAUUUCACUUAUGAAGCAGCAAUGGUUGAAGUGAGUCCAAAGAAGGCAAGCAAAUUGAAUAAUGAGAUAAAACAAGAGGACAAUGCAAAAGAAGUGGCCACUUAUGCUAAGGAUCAAAGUUUGCAAAUCCCCAAAGAUGAGUAA